This is a messenger RNA of Cricetulus griseus (Chinese hamster), 1322 nucleotides long. The record is from RefSeq and is a predicted model, not a curated record. NCBI's taxonomy places the organism in Eukaryota, Metazoa, Chordata, Mammalia, Rodentia, Cricetidae.
AGAAAAUAAAAGUGGAGCUGUUUCUUGUCCUAUGUAUUCACCAGAUCGUCUUGAAAUCUAUCUAAAAUGACAGCUCUUUCUUCAGAGAACUGCUCUUUUCAGCACCUGUUACACCAGUCAAAGCAGCCCCUAGAUGUUAACUGUCUGUUGUUCUUGAUCAUACUUGGGAAAAUACUAUUAAAUAUCCUCAUCCUAGGAAUGAAAAGGAAAGAUACCUAUUGGAGUUUUAUGGAGUAUUUCUGCUUUUCACUAGCAUUUGUUGAUCUUCUGCUGUUGGUAAACAUUUCUAUUCUGUCCUACUUUAGGGACUUUGUAGUUCUAGGUAUUAGGUUUACAAAAUACCACAUCUGUCUGCUCACACAAAUCAUUUCCUUCACUUAUGGUGUUUUGCAUUAUCCAGUUUGCUUACUAGCUUGUAUAGAUCACUAUUUAAAUCUGUCUAGAGCCACCAAGCAUUCAUCUAAGUGGCAAAAGUUCUUUUAUUUCUUGACAGUCAUUUUAAUUUGGACUUCAGUCUUUGCUUAUGUUUUGGGAGAGCCAGCUAUCUCACAAAGCCUGAAGACACACAGGGCUUCUAUGUACCAAUGCCCUUCCUAUGUCAGCACUCAGAGUUACUGGAUGUCAUUGUCUAUGCUGAUGGUUUUAUUGGUGGCUUUUCUGAUUUCAUGGCCAGAAGUUGUUGCCUUGGUACAGGCAAUUAGGAUAGCAUCCUAUAUGAACAAGACCAUCCUCUACUUUCCUUUCCCAUCCCACUCUGGCUCCAGAGUGAGGUCUAAAGAAGCACUCUUGCCCCGGCUCGUUGUGUGCUUUCUUGGUACCUGGUUUCCCUUUGUAGCACUUCAGGUCCUCACCCUGUCACUUGGAGUUCAGAUCCCAGCAUAUGUAGAAAUGAACGUCCCCUGGCUCUACUUUGUCAACAGUUUUCUCAUUGCUGCAGUUUAUUGGUUCAACUCCCAGAAGCUUUAUAUAAGAGACAGCACAUUACCUGUGGAUCCUUUUGUCAACUGGAAAUGCUGUUUUGUUCCAAUGCAUAGACUUAAGCAAGUGGAGAGGCCCGUUUCCAUAAUCAUCUGUUGAUAUGCUACUGUGUUGGGAGAACUCCAGAAGCACCAAGGAUCAGUCUUACAAGCAGGACAGAGGGGAUUCAGGUCACGUUCCUGAAGCUCUACUUUUUUCAGCACAGCCUCUAAGGUGUGGUGGAUAUUAAAUAGUGCUAAGGACACAGUAACACAAUGAAGUUUUUAUGCCUGUUCAGCAACAUUGUGUAUUUGGACAUGUGUGUUUGGUACUAAUCCAAAAGUAAAAUAAACACAUUAACAUGU